UGCCAAGUCACGGUUGCUGGGCUUUUCUGAGUUCUCUCUCUCUCUAUUUUUAUUCCAUCGCUAGGAGAGUUCUGACUCGCUCCUGCCCACAGCGAAAGUGGGAUCUGUGCAGCUCACACCCGGCACCUUUACACAUUGGAACUAAAGCACCGCGCAUGUUUGUCACAUGACAAAAGAAAAACUGAACUGGUGUAAUUAGUUUUGCAUUCCUGACAUUCAAGAUACAAAUAUGGGCUCCAAGGUCUCCGUGGAGGAAUCGGUUCGAGUAGUGAUUGUCGGUGGUGGAUUUGCCGGCAUUGCAGCUGCCACUCAAUUGAAAUCCUUUGGAAUUCCUUUUGUGCUGGUUGAUUUGAAGGAUGCAUUUCAUCAUAACGUAGCUGCUCUGCGUGCUUCUGUAGAGAGUGGCUUUGCAAGAAAAACUUUUAUAUCAUAUAAGGAUACCUUUCAAGACAACUUUAUACAAGGCAAAGUGGUUGGAAUAAAUCUUCAGACCCAACGUGUGAUUUUAGAAAGCAAUGAGGAACUUCAGUUUUCUCACCUCAUUAUUGCAACUGGGAGUAAUGGGCCCUUCCCUGGCAAGAUUAAUAAUGUCAUCUCCAAAGACCAAGCUAUUCAGGUGUAUGAAGAUCUAGUUAAAGAGAUUCAGAAGGCUAAGCAUGUGGUGGUAGUGGGUGGUGGAUCUGCAGGAGUCGAGAUGGCGGCUGAGGUUAAGACUGAUUAUCCAGAAAAAGAGGUCACUUUGGUUCAUUCCAAGGUUGCAUUAGCAGAUGUUCAGCUGCAACCAAAGGUUAGAAGAACUGUGAAGGAAAUCCUGUUAAGCAAGGGUGUCAGGCUAAUCCUGGCCCAAAAAGUCACCAAUUUGGACCAAGUAACUUCUAAUGUUGCUCAAGAGAACACGGUGCUACAGUUGGACAAGAACUCAGAGGUGGUAACUUGUGACCUUGUUUUAUGUUGCACUGGAUAUAAGAUCAGUUCUUCAAGUUACAGCAGUGCUUUCGGUGACAAAUUGGCAGAAGAUGGUGCCCUUAUAGUUAAUGACUAUCUCCAGGUGCAAGGACAUGCCAAUGUUUAUGCAGUUGGGGACUGUGCAUACAUUAAUGAACCCAAGAUGGCGUAUUAUGCAGGCAUUCAUGCCAGAGUGGCUGCAACCAAUGUUCGGAACAGCUUAAUUGGGAAGUCACUUAAAACAUACAAACCAGGGGCUCUUUCUAUGCUCUUAUCAAUGGGACGAAAUGAUGGAGUCGGACAGUUCAAUGGAUGCUAUUUAGGUCGUUUUUUUGUGACCAUGGCUAAAAGUCGUGAUAUUUUUGUUUCAAAAAGCUGGAAGGAAAUGGGCCAAACAAUGCCUCGUUAAAUAUGAAGCUCGGAGACUGGAUGAAAUCUUGUCAAUAAGUUCCUUAUGAAGUAUGUUUGUGUACGUAACAAGUUGCACACAAUUGAAGACACUUUAAAACCUACCAGCUAACACUACCUCAAACCUAGAAAAUGUUCUUUUUAAUCUGCAAAUAACUGUUCUCUGAGAAGGAUUUUAGGAAAUUCACAUUAUUGCACUGGAUAUUCUUAUAUUCUUAUCUUGGAAAAAUGUACAAGAAUUUCAGUAAAAACUUGAGGUGAUCCAAGCAACAGGACCAUAGGUACAGCCAUUGUUACAUGAUAUUUUUAUGUUGUAGUCUCCUGUUACAUUGGAGAUUUAGUAUUCACAUUAUUAUAGGUUUAAAAAAAAAUACUGUUUUUAGUUUUUAGUUUUCUAGGAAACUUGAACCCUAAAAUUGAAUAUGGCUAGAAAGGCCAUACUUUAAAUAAUAAACUUAACACACCAGCCUAAAGUUUUAGCAUCUCUAUCUUAGUAAUGAUCCAGGCCUUCAAAGUUGGCCUGUCGGAGACACAUGCUCAGUUGGCUCUGGGCAGCUGCUGAGAAGCUCAGCUUACGGGUCAUUACAAAUUAUCAAGCAGAAAAUGAGGUUUGCUUGUCAUAGGUUGAUGCUACAGGGCUGAUUUAUAAAUUUGGAUGCAAAGUACAGUGGUUUCAGAGCUGCCAUUUACUAAUAAUCUGAAUUAUUAUACCAUUUAUAGUUAAUAUAUACAUUAUUUUUUUGAGUAGGUCCCUUAUCUCAGGAAAGUGACCGCAGCACAGAGCAUGUGCAGUGAAUCAGCAGAAGAGAAGAUGGGGAGCUACUGGGGGCAUCUUUAGGGGCACAGAUCCCCGCUAAAGGGCUGUGGUUGUUUUGGGCUGGUAACAUAGCCCAAAAUGUAUUGUGUAGCAUUUCUGCCCUACUUCUUUGUUUAAGCUUUAUUUUUCCUUUUAAAGGAGUAAACAUACAGUAUGUGCUUGCUCCUACUGCUGCUGUCAGGGCCAUGAGCAAAAUUUCAAUAGUGGGAACCACUGCCCCAAUAAAUCUGUGAUGGAAUAACCCUCAUGCUCAUAAAGUACAAUAUAGUAAGGCAGGCAGUAAAGAAAAGGUCUGCACUUACUGAAGUAGAUAGGGUCCCCAGAUGUGCUGCCCUGGGCCAACAGCACUGGGAGCAGAACAAUGACAAAAUGCUGAUGCGACAAGAAAUGGCAAAGAAUUAAAUUAACACUGUAGAGCUCUUCCAACUGAUCUCUGCAGGAUGCUUUUGCCAAAGUCAUCCUGGAGCAAGUGUGCCCUCUAUGUUGGGGGGUCCUGGACAAAUGCCCCUUUUGCCAGUUUAUAAAACCAGCCCUGGCUGUUGUAUGCGUUAAUAGUGAUGAGCGAAUCUGUCCCAUUUCGCUUCACCAUAAAAAAAAAUUUUACGUGACCAUGGGCAAUUUUGAUGAAAUUUUUUUUUACACACGGCGAAUUUUCAUGGAAGUUUUGCGAAACAAUUCGCCAAUGGCGAAAUGCGGGAAAUCGAUGCGAAUCUGUGCUUGCCAAAAAAAUUCGCUCAUCACUAUGCGUAAACUUUCCUAUUAUCAGUUUCUUGUAAGCCCCUAAUUAAUCUAAUCACAGAUUCACAGUGCUAUAAAAAAAGCCAAGAACACAUACUAGAGUCUUGUACAAGGUUACACUGUACAGUAAAUAACAUUUUCCUAGAUUCCACUGAAAAAUAUAUAUACAUAUUGUAUAUAUACUGUAUAUUCCUUUUUUUAAUAAUCACCCUCAAAAUUUAUAGCCGGGAAAAUCAUAGGCACUGCUUAACCCCCAACUGGAUUAUAGGUACUGUCUCAGAAAGUUCCAGAUUCAGGAAUAAUUUCUAUCCUAGGGUAGUAAAACAUCUGUUUGUAGCCCAGAGCUGCCAAAUGGCAACCAACAAUAUCCCAAACUAGUCCAAGGUGGUAUCUUAUACUAUCGGAUACAGUGAUUACUUGUGUGUAGAUAUGUAGGUUAUAUAAAAACAAACUAUUUAUCAUACAAUCUAUCAUGUUGUUACAUAUUGAAUUGUGCCUGUCCCAUGGAAAUAUUACCUAUGUACCUAGUACAAUAAAGCGCAAUAAAGUUGCAAUAUGGUCUUUACAUCUCACUUAAGGAAUUAUGGAAGAAACAAAUUGCUCUUUUUUUCCCUGUGAGCUAUAAUGCAUCAAUAACCUCUGGUUUAUUAGUAAAGAUACAGGCUUUUUAUGUUUUUAAAAAGCAUGCUGAGAAUGUAAAAGGGCAUAUAUUGUAUUUAUAUAUAUAUUGUGAGUGCAUUUUUGUGAGUUCCAAAUGCAACCAUCUUCUCUGUUGUGCUAUGAACACGCCAAGAGCAUAAAAAUGCAGUAUGUUGCAUUUAAAAAAAAUACAAUGAAACACAAAUGUAAUAAAACGCAGUUCUGAAUGCACAAGAGUAAAAAUGGGCACAGUAUAUAAAAUCCAAUUAGAUGUUGUGUUUGGGUGCGGUCAGACCUGCCUCUCAAACACAUGUUAAACGUGAAAAAAACCACCCAUGUCUAACUUGCAUUAGGGUGCUGUCCCAGGUCCAGCUGCACAGGAAGGGUGGCCAAGGGGGCACUUGCAGGGGCAUACCUUUAGUGCCAUCUGUUUUGUAAGACUCUAAAUGACUGGAUCUUAUUUUAAUUUUUUUCAUAUUAUUCUAAUAUUUUUCUUCAUUUUUUGCCAUUAAGCUUUAUAUUUAUUCAAACUCUAGAUUAAUUGAAAAUAGUGUAUUAUCACUGCUCACAACCCUUUAAAUAUAUACUUGUGGGUAAUAUCCUGUAAACACAGUCCAUAGAAUAAGAAGGGGUUUAGGAACAUCCUUGCAAAUAACAUUUUACUGUGCAGUAACUGUCAGCAUUUUUGCUUUAUUGGUUGACUCAUAAAUCAGUACUGUUUUUUACUG
Molecule: messenger RNA, 4275 nt
Organism: Xenopus tropicalis (tropical clawed frog)
Lineage: Eukaryota; Metazoa; Chordata; Amphibia; Anura; Pipidae
Source: RefSeq, a predicted model, not a curated record